UUUAGGCAAAGCCCAGGUUGUGUUUCCAAACCAACGCAACUGAUUUCGCAGAUUAACACACCUUUAGCCAAACAAGGAAAGACUAAUCAGCGUCGAUUUGACAAUAAAACCUGCAUACACAUAGCCCUGCAAGGUACAUGGUUGAAUACCACUGCAGUAAGUAAAUCUUUUACAGGCGACCCGGUUUUAAAGAUGGAUGUUUUCCAACGACUCAUCGACUUUAGCAUGACGGAUAGCUGCACUUCCAUGUGACAGUCACAAGGUUGUAAACACAAAGUUCAUUGCGGGGUUUCGUCAGCCUGUCACAGACCUUCAGGAUGUGGGAAACACUGGACGUGUACUUUCUCCUCUGUCUUGCCGUAUCAACAAAUGGCCUUUACAAGCAAUGGAUCCCUGACACCAACUACGAGAAUAAAACCAACUGGGACAAAGGAGUCGUUCCAUGUGGCCGUGACAAAGCUGUGUUUCCUGCACAAAGGAAAGUGUCAGUUUACGUGGAGACUGUCCACUCUGUGCAGGAGAUGAGGUUGCCGGUCGAUGGAGAGUUUUUCCUGCAUUCAGGGGCUGGGUUUUACGUGGGAGGCGGGCCGGAACCUGGUUGCGGAGCGGGUGUCACUACCCAGUUCAGAGACUCUGAAUCCCUUAAGUGGUUCGACCCAGGUCUGUGGCAGGCAGCGGACACUUUGGACGACCUGGAGCGCGGACGCCUCCUGUUCGCAGUCCACGAAGAAAGCGUACCCUGCCAGUAUGACAACGUGAUCUUUAACGCCCGGUCCUCAUUCAGGGUGGAUACCACGUCCGCUACACGUACCAUCCCCGUCAAAAGUGUGUCUGUAUUUGGAGAGACGUAUGACAGUAAAACUGAGUUCUCCCAGUACCUCGGUUCACGUUCGGGCCAGCUGCAGUUCCACGGGUCCUCGGUCGUCACCAUCAGGAAGGCAGGCUGUGAUGACGUAUCAGGCUGCGACUGUGGGAAUUCUGUGAACCAUGACGUGAUCUGUAACCAUGUAAAAUGUUCACCUCUGACCUGUAGAAAGCCCCUUCGCCCCAUGGGACACUGCUGCGAUGUGUGCGGUGCUCUGGUUACCAUCCGCUACACCACCGGAUUCAACCUACAGACUUACAGACAACGGCUCCAGAACCUAUUUCUCAUCCAGUCGGCGUACAAUUCUGUCCAGCUGGGCAUGUCCAAAGUCUUCAGAUCGAAGCGGUUGAUGGGGAUCGUCCCUUUUGGUGCCUCGGCUGAGAUCCAGAUAGUGAUUCUGGAUAGAGAGACAGGCCCACAAUCGGGCACGGUUGCCGAGAAGUUGGCCCAAGAGCUGUUGGAGGAUGCCCUUUCUCAUGACUCUGACCUGGGCAUCACUGAGGUCGAACUCGAGGCCUCCUCUGGGAGCAGCAGCGACAAUGGGCUUGGUGUUGAUGCUGGUGUUGUGGUUGGAGCUGUGUUUGGAGUACUAAUCAUGGGAGGUCUUGUUAGCCUUGUGGCUGUCUUGGUUCAUAAGGGCAUUGUUCAAAUGCCCAAGAUCGCCAUGCCUUCAAUGCCCUCAAUGCCUUCAAUGCCGUCAAUGCCUUCAAUGCCCUCAAUGCCAUCUUUCAGCCGCUUUAGGAAUAAAAGUGACAAUGGAGACCUUGGUGGGCCUCUUGACCACGGCUUUGAGAAUCCUAUAUUUGACAAACCCACCAUGUUUCCUACUGUACCCAGUCUGUACGGGACUGAAGUUGAUAAUUCGAUAUCCAUGACUCAGUCAGGUGUGCACUAUGUAAAUCCAGUUUAUGACGAAAAUGAAACUGAUAUAUAAUGCCUGAGCGAC
Molecule: messenger RNA, 1811 nt
Organism: Lampris incognitus (smalleye Pacific opah)
Lineage: Eukaryota; Metazoa; Chordata; Actinopteri; Lampriformes; Lampridae
Gene: amn
Product: amnion associated transmembrane protein
Exons: 1
Coding region: 318-1799 (493 amino acids)
Biological process (GO): intracellular protein localization; receptor-mediated endocytosis
Cellular component (GO): endocytic vesicle; apical plasma membrane
Source: RefSeq, a predicted model, not a curated record